Molecule: messenger RNA, 238 nt
Organism: Suillus plorans
Lineage: Eukaryota; Fungi; Basidiomycota; Agaricomycetes; Boletales; Suillaceae
Exons: 3
Coding region: 1-219 (72 amino acids)
Source: RefSeq, a predicted model, not a curated record
AUGGUGAAAAUGCUGCGCCACUGCUGCGACUGCUGCGCGGCACCUGCCGCGACCACUGCUGCGAUGUUCCUAAACCUACUUGUCCUCCGAACGAGCCAUGGACUCGAGGGUGCUCCGAUUCCUUAUGUGUGUAUCCACGCUCCCAGAGUCACGGUCAGGCGAUAUCACCGAGAUUCGCAGUACUCCUGGUCUGCAAAAUCAUACUGCAUUGUAGUCUGAUUCCUCCGCAUACAAUGUU